CAUCAAUCAAAAUCAAAUCAAUAUUCAAUUUCAAUACCUGGCGCUGGCUGGCUUGCUGUACCGAAAGUAAAGCGUGUAGUAUCGUUUUCAUAAUAAAAAUAUUUUUUACAUUUCUAAAGUCUUUGUAAAUUAAUUAAAAAAGUAAAUUUUAAAAAUGACAAGAGCUAGUGCAAGAAUAAAAAAAACUGAAGAGAAAAAAGAAGAUCCAAAAGUUGAAAUGAAAGAAGUUGAGGAGGCCAACGGGGACGAAGAAAAUGAAGAGGUUGAAGAAGAAUAUGAAGAUGAUGACGCAGAGGGUCAGGAGAAUGAAGACGAUGGUGUCGAAGAAGAGGGUGGAGAAAAUGAAGAAGUAGAAGGCAAUGAAGGUGAAAAUGCUGAAAAUGGCGAUGAGGGACCAAAACUUUCCGAAGAAGCCAAAGCUGAAGCUAAAGAAUCUAAUAAAGCUAUAUCCGAAAUGGAUAUUGAUAAAAUGAGUAUUGAUGAUAUCUUAAAAUUGAAAAUGAAAUUAAAUGAUGGGUCCGAAAAUUUUAUUUUUUCGCGUGGCCCAAAAUAUGAAGAAAAUAAGUGGCCGGUAAAUUGUCAUUUAUGCCGUCUUGGAAAUUUAUUUACUGAAGAACAUAUUCGACAUCAUUUAAAAGGUAGUGGUCAUAAAAAUAAGCUUAGAUUCCGUUUACCUACCCCAAAAUAUUACAAUGAACCUUUUUUGACAUCGGUACCUAAAGAAUUUCCAAAAGAAAAAUCUAUAAAAAUUUAUCCGGGAGAAUUUAUUGAAGAAGUGUCUGAAGAAUAUCAAGACCGUAUUUUAACACCGGAAGAUUUUGCCGUUAAAUUACCACAGGACGAGAAAUUAAUAGAAACUCUUUCAAAAGAAAAAAUGCAUGAUUAUAAUGCUAAACUUCCUUUAUUGGGACUUUGCUACAUUUAUAAAAUGAUGGGAUUCCGCGGAUUAACAUAUUACUGUACACUUUGCGAUGCAAAUUUAAAAGGAGAAGCUUUUAAGCAUAUUGUUUCAAGUGAUCAUCAGUUUAAAUAUAUUAAACGACACUUUCCAACUCUUUCCAAUGACGUUCAUAGAAAAUUAAAAGAACUGCGGAAUGCUGAUGAUUUGGACAUUUUGUUUUGCGAAAGAAAUAUAUUCCGUAAAUUGUAUCGAAAAAUUGAAAAUAUUAAGGGACAAAAGAAAAUCACUAUCUGUGAUGACGAUGACUUUUUCAAACAUAAAAAACGGUACUUACUUAAAACUCGAUUUGAUGAACAUUAUGAUGAAAGUUCAAUAUUGAUAACUGAUCAAGAAAUUGAUGUAUUAGUCCGGAAAUGCGGAAAUUAUAUUCCGUUCUUAAAACCAGACUUAAUUUCAUUGGAAAAUCCAAGUUGGGGGUAUCGCUUAUCUUUUAGGGAUGAAAAAGCAGGGAGACAGGUAUCUGACAGAGAUCGUGAUAAUGAUCGUGAUCGAAGAGAUGAUGAUUAUAAUAUGAGAGGAGGUGGACGAGAAGACGGUUCGUGGUAUAAAUAUUUUCAAAUAUUGGAUCGUGAAGUAGACGAUUUAAAUCAUCAGUACCGCAGUUAUGAAAGAUUACCCAGAUCACAUCCAAAGUGUGAAAUUGAAUUCCAAAGGUACAGAAAUGGAAAAAAACGGAAAGAUAAAAGAGAAUUCAAUGUCCCAUUCUCUACUUAUUGGAAACGACGUUUGCAUAUUUUAUAUGGUAUUGAUUUAGAAAAACGUAAGCAACGUGUUAAGAGACAACUUGGUUUGCGUUUGAAUGCUCGUACACCAAGUCCCCCAAGAAGAGAUAAUUAUGGUGGAGAUAAUAUGCAAAGAGGUGGUUAUGGGCCAUCAGGAGGAAAUCUUGGUUACGGCGGUAAUGAUAAUUAUGGAAAUCAUGGUAGUGUUCCUGGGUUAAGGGAAUUAAUGAACAUGAUGAAUCAGCAAAGUGGUGGUGGUGGAAACUAUGGAAUGGAUAUGGGUGGUAAUCUAAACAGCACAGUACCAGAACCACCACAAAUACAGCAAAAUGAACCAUUAGGUGUUAUUUCCGUUUUGAGAUUAUUUACAGCUGUUGAAAAUCAAUUAGGAAGUUUGGGCCCACAGGCUGUUCAGCUGUUGAGCCGAGCAGUUAUCGUUGAAAAGAAUGGACAAAACCCGAACGAUUUAAUGAUGGAGAAGGACUUUUAUAUAUUCUUUGCUACUGCACGUGAAAAGCUUAAAGGUCAAUAUAUUGCUAAUACAAUUCCAACAAAUCUAAUGAGUGCUGCAAAAAAAAUUAUUCAAGACUCAACAACAUUGAUGGAAAUGUUUGAAGAUUAUUGUAAACGUACAGGUAAAAGUUUACCAGAUAUGAAUAUGGAUGGCCAUAGUAAUAUGGGUGCUGCAGGAAAUAAUAGUGGUUCCAAUGUUAUGUGGAAAGGUGAACAAAGUGGUCAACUUGGUGGUAAUAACUCUUAUUAUAACAGUGGUGGAAAUAAUACUGGCAGUAGUAAUAACGAUAAUCGUGGCGGUGGAUUCGGCGGGAAUCAAAGUUACGGUUAUUCUACUGGAUAUUCGUCUACUUCAAAUUCAAAUAAUGGUUUUCACAAUACUGGCGUUGGUGGAGGAAAUUCAGGAUAUAAUACCAGUCAAAUGAUGGGUGGGGGUAAUAGAUGGAAUUAAGUAAAAUAAGAGAUUUUAUGAAUAAUUCUACGAUUUCCAUAAAUUAUAAAUUUAAAAUAAUUUCCUGAAUUUUUUGGAAAAUUAAAACUUAAUGUAGCACAAAACAGAAUAAAAAGUUUUAAUAAUCUAUUAAAAUCAUAUUAAAUAAAAUUUCAAGAAAAUAAGAUUAUAAAAAUUAAUACCUAUAAUUAAAAUUUAAAUACAAAAUAAUUAGUAUUAUAUGCUGGAAGUUUAAAACUUAUAGUCAAUAUGUUUUCCACUUAAACAAAAAAAAAAAGACUUAUUUGACUAUUAAA
Condylostylus longicornis is the source of this 2943-nucleotide messenger RNA. RefSeq lists its product as uncharacterized. The transcript has 8 exons. The coding region runs from base 155 to 2647 and encodes 830 amino acids. Lineage: Eukaryota; Metazoa; Arthropoda; Insecta; Diptera; Dolichopodidae. The record is from RefSeq and is a predicted model, not a curated record.